AGUCGUACAUCUAUUUUGUGCAAAUGCUCUGCUUAUGAGUGAUAUUCAGUUCAUUAUUGAGAAACCCGAAAAGCCUGCACGGCGCGUCAAGAAACGCUCAAGACUAAUCACGUCUUGCGAUGCCUGCCGACUUAAGAAAAUCAAGUGCCGUCCUAAAGAUCACGGCGGCGGUCGGUGCGAGGCGUGCGAGGCAUCCGACAGCGCCUGUGUCUUCGAGGAGCGCGAUCGAAUCCGGCGGUUGCGAGGCAUUGCAAACUUCACAGUUGCGCCGACCUGGUAUGCUCGCGAUACCGAACCCUCGAUUCUCGCUCAGGCAGGCCCGUCAUUUACCGCGGUAGAAACGAAGGAAAGGUCAAGCACUCCAAGUUCGUCGUCGGCCGCGACAGGCUCUUCCGCUCUGCCGAAGAAAGCAGAACAAAAGCGCUCUGCUACCAAUACAGUGGGCGCAACGCCUUCCAGCGGAGAGCAUCGCCCUGGUCCGGACAAAUAUUCGAAUGUCUUCUCAUUCUUUGACCCGCAACGGCAAGGAUAUCCGGACCCGCGUUUGCUCCCGCAUUUUGUCGACUUAUUUCUCAUCUAUGCUGGAAGUCUAUUCCCAUUCUUUGACCCAGACACAACAACCAGAGCUGCUAGAGAAGGUACACUUUCGCCUUUGAUUGCUAAUUGCUUGUCUGCGUAUGCCGCAAGGUUUUCGGACAAUAUCCGUCACUUCCCGGGUAAACGCCAUCUUUCUGGAGACUCAUUUCUAGACGCAGCCAAGUGUCUACUUCUCGGACCUGUUCCAGACAAGCUCGAGCGCUUACAUGCCCUUAUCUUAAUUGCCUGGUCGGAGAACGGUGCGGGCCGGCCCAACAACUUUUUUACGUACUCUCAAAUGGCCUUUUCUCUGGCAGUCGAGCUCGGGUUGGAUUCCGAGGAACGUAUUUGCAGCGACUCUUCCGAAGUAGCCAGAGACCGGUAUCGCUUGACUUUCUGGUCUGUCUCAUGGCUGAUAAUUAUCGCAUGUUCUGUGGUCGGAAAACCUUGUCCCUUACAUGUCGAUGAGUGUUCGACGGACAUGCCAAAUCCAGGUCUCAAAUUUUAUGGUCCUUUAUCACGCGAUGUCAUGUACCAGGCAUUUAGAAUCGUCCUGAAUCUAAUGACCUCUUUGAUUAAUUAUUCCAACGCUGGAAAGGCUAACACACCAUCUCCUUUCCGUGAUGCCGGACUGCGUCAAAUACAGAAUACCAUUACUAUGUUUCGGGAUUGGAUACCGCCUUCGUUGACAUUUAAUAAAGAGAAUCUCUCCUACACUGUGUCCCUACGUGAGGCAUUCGUGUUUUAUCUUGUGCAUGUUUUAUUGCACUGUUUUCUUGUUAUUUCGCACUGCCCUUCACUGUUUUGGGCGUCUCAGCCAGCGAACACAGUCUCCGAAGUUCCACGGCUUGAUAUCGCUUGGUCGUCCGCAGUGGCGAUCGUCGACAUACUCAAUCUCCUAGAGUCCGAAAACUUAAUGUUUACACAGGGAAUGUCAUCUACAUUUAUGCCCCUGUCCAUCGCAAGAGGAGCGCUCUUACUCGCGCAAAGCGAUGCGAAAAGCGUAAUUAACGGGUUAGGUGUAACUGCUGAAGACUUUGAACUCACGAACAGUAUAUAUCUGGAAACGACAGCGCAGAUGCUCCAGGUCCUCUCGAGAUAUUGGGGAAAUCCGCAUUCAGUUGAUAUUGCUGAUGAGCCCGUUGAAUUACAUGGCAUACAGACUGUUCCGCGUGAGACUGUACCGCAACUCCUUAAACCGCUAUCCUUGCCAUACAGAUUUACACUCCCUACCGGUCCGAUCAUCGUGCCUCGUCGGUACCUCGAUCAGUCGAGGGAAUCCGACGGACAGACACAGCAGUUAGGAGAUGGUUGGCAAAUUGUACCGUUAACAAGUGGCAAAGAAAUGGCUGUCGUCGAUAACUAUAACCUUGUUCGGAGAUAUAACUUCUGGCAGGAUAUGGGUCCACCAUCAUCGAGCAUGUGAUGCAUACACAAAACGCACCUUCAUCCUAUUCAGCAUUGCUUUCGAGCUUGUUUUUACCUUGUAG
Fomitiporia mediterranea MF3/22 is the source of this 2066-nucleotide messenger RNA. RefSeq lists its product as uncharacterized. Gene Ontology annotation, molecular function: zinc ion binding; DNA binding; DNA-binding transcription factor activity, RNA polymerase II-specific. The coding region runs from base 35 to 2002 and encodes 655 amino acids. NCBI's taxonomy places the organism in Eukaryota, Fungi, Basidiomycota, Agaricomycetes, Hymenochaetales, Hymenochaetaceae. The transcript has 12 exons. The record is from RefSeq and is a predicted model, not a curated record. Gene Ontology annotation, biological process: DNA-templated transcription; regulation of DNA-templated transcription.